CCCAGUGCUCGGUGGUUUAAAGAUGGCGGCGGCAGAGGCGGUGUUGGGGGCGCGGAGCCGCCGGAGGGGGAGGGCAAAGGAGACUCUGUGAGUCGCCCAGAGCGAGCGCGGCGGCUGCGUGAGAGGAUCCUGGUGCGGAGCUGCCGGUGGCCGGGCCCCGGGCCGGGGCAGGGAAGGACAGACCUGGGCCGCGCCGGGAGCCAGAGGCCGGAGCGGAGGAGGAAUGUGACCGGGGGUCGGUGGGGGCGCGGGAGUACGCGAGCGCAGGGAUGGGGCAGCAGGUGGGCCGCGUCGGGGAGCCUCCGGGGCUCCAGCAGCCUCAGCCGCGCGGGAUCCGGGGCAGCAGUGCAGCCAGGCCCUCCGGUCGCAGGCGGGAUCCGGCGGGGCGCACCACCGAGACCGGCUUUAAUAUCUUUACCCAGCACGAUCACUUUGCCAGCUGUGUGGAGGACGGACUUGAGGGAGACAAGACUGGAGGCAGUAGUCCAGAAGCCUUGCACCGCCCCUACGGUUGUGAUGUUGAAUCCCAGGCACUAAAUGAAGCCAUCAGGUGGAGCUCCAAGGAGAACUUACUUGGAGCCACUGAGAGUGACCCUAAUCUCUUUGUUGCACUUUAUGAUUUUGUAGCAAGUGGUGAUAAUACACUCAGUAUCACUAAAGGUGAAAAGCUGCGAGUCCUUGGUUACAACCAGAAUGGUGAGUGGAGUGAAGUUCGCUCUAAGAAUGGACAGGGUUGGGUGCCAAGCAACUACAUCACCCCAGUGAAUAGCCUGGAAAAACAUUCCUGGUACCACGGACCAGUGUCCCGCAGUGCAGCGGAGUAUCUACUCAGCAGCCUAAUCAAUGGCAGCUUCCUGGUGCGAGAAAGCGAGAGCAGCCCUGGGCAGCUGUCCAUCUCGCUCAGGUACGAGGGCCGUGUGUAUCACUACAGGAUCAACACUGCCACGGAUGGCAAGGUGUAUGUGACUGCUGAGAGCCGCUUUAGCACCUUGGCAGAGCUUGUUCACCAUCAUUCCACAGUGGCUGAUGGGCUGGUGACAACAUUACACUACCCAGCACCCAAGUGCAAUAAGCCAACAGUCUAUGGUGUGUCCCCCAUCCAUGACAAAUGGGAAAUGGAACGAACAGAUAUUACCAUGAAGCACAAACUUGGGGGCGGUCAGUAUGGAGAGGUUUAUGUUGGUGUCUGGAAAAAAUAUAGCCUUACAGUUGCUGUGAAAACACUGAAGGAAGAUACCAUGGAAGUGGAGGAGUUCCUAAAAGAGGCUGCAGUGAUGAAGGAAAUCAAGCAUCCUAAUCUGGUCCAACUGUUAGGUGUGUGUACUUUGGAACCACCUUUUUACAUUGUGACUGAAUACAUGCCAUAUGGGAAUCUGCUUGAUUAUCUCCGUGAGUGCAACCGAGAAGAGGUGACUGCAGUUGUACUGCUUUACAUGGCCACGCAGAUCUCUUCUGCAAUGGAGUAUUUAGAGAAGAAGAACUUUAUCCAUAGAGAUCUUGCAGCGCGUAACUGCCUAGUGGGAGAAAACCAUGUGGUAAAAGUAGCUGACUUUGGCUUAAGUCGACUGAUGACUGGAGAUACCUACACUGCUCAUGCUGGAGCCAAAUUUCCCAUUAAAUGGACAGCACCAGAGAGUCUCGCCUACAAUACUUUCUCGAUUAAGUCAGAUGUCUGGGCUUUUGGGGUACUGUUGUGGGAAAUUGCUACAUAUGGAAUGUCACCAUAUCCAGGUAUUGACCUGUCUCAGGUCUAUGAUCUGCUGGAAAAAGGAUAUCGAAUGGAACAGCCUGAGGGAUGCCCCCCUAAGGUUUAUGAACUUAUGAGAGCGUGCUGGAAGUGGAGCCCUGCUGACAGGCCUUCUUUUGCUGAAACCCAUCAAGCUUUUGAAACCAUGUUCCAUGACUCUAGCAUUUCUGAAGAAGUGGCCGAGGAGCUCGGGAGAGCUGCCUCCUCCUCGUCUAUUGUUCCAUAUCUGCCCCGACUGCCAAUACUUCCUUCCAAGACUCGGACGCUGAAAAAACAGGUGGAGAACAAGGAGAACAUUGACGGGGCGCAAGAUGCCACAGAAAAUCCUGCUUCCAAUUCAGCACCAGGGUUCAUUAAAAGUGCACAGACCAUUGGGUCCCCUGCCCUGCCUCGAAAACAAAGAGAUAAGUCACCCAGCAGCCUCUUGGAAGAUGCCAAAGAGACAUGCUUCACCAGGGAUCGGAAGGGAGGCUUCUUCAGCUCCUUCAUGAAAAAGAGAAAUGCUCCCACACCCCCUAAACGCAGCAGCUCCUUCCGAGAGAUGGAGAAUCAGCCUCAUAAGAAAUAUGAACUCACGGGUAACUUCUCAUGUGUUGCUUCUCUACAGCAUGCUGAUGGGUUCUCUUUCACUCCUGCCCAGCAAGAGGCGAAUCUGGUGCCACCCAAGUGCUGUGGGGGGAGCUUUGCCCAGAGGAAUCUCUGCAGUGACGAUGGUGGGGGUGGUGGGGGCAGUGGCACUGCUGGGGGUGGGUGGUCUGGCAUCACAGGCUUCUUUACACCUCGCUUAAUCAAAAAGACACUGGGCUUACGAGCAGGGAAACCCACAGCCAGUGAUGACACUUCCAAGCCUUUUCCAAGGUCAAACUCUACAUCUUCCAUGUCCUCAGGGCUUCCAGAGCAGGAUAGGAUGGCAAUGACCCUUCCCAGGAACUGCCAGAGGUCCAAACUCCAGCUGGAAAGGACAGUGUCCACCUCUUCUCAGCCAGAAGAGAAUGUGGACAGGGCCAAUGACAUGCUUCCAAAAAAGUCAGAGGAAGGUGCUGCUCCAACCAGGGAGAGACCAAAAGCUAAACUGUUGCCCAGAGGAGCCACACCUCUUCCUCUGAGAACCCCCUCUGGGGACCCAGCCAUUACAGAGAAGGACUCUUCAGGGGUAGGGGUGGCUGGAGUGGCAGCUGCCCCCAAAGGCAAGGAGAGGAAUGGUGGGGCACGCCUUGGGAUGGCUGGAGUCCCAGAGGAUGGAGAGCAGCCAGGCUGGUGUUCUCCAGCCAAGGCUGCAGCCGUCCUCCCUACUACCCACAACCACAAAGUGCCAGUCCUCAUCUCACCCACCCUGAAACAUACCCCAGCAGACGUGCAGCUCAUCGGCACAGACUCUCAGGGCAAUAAAUUCAAGCUCUUAUCUGAGCAUCAGGGCACAUCCUCUGGAGACAAGGACCGACCCCGACGGGUAAAACCAAAGUGUGCCCCACCCCCACCGCCAGUGAUGAGACUACUGCAGCAUCCGUCCGUGUGCUCAGAUGCCACAGAAGAGCCUCCUGCAGGACAGCCUGUGUCAGAAACACAGGAAGGAGGGAAGAAGGCAGCUCCAGGGGCAGUGUCUGCAGGUGGGAAAGCUGGGAGGCCAGUGAUGCCUCCGCCUCAAGUGCCUCUGCCCACAUCUUCCAUCUCGCCAGCCAAAAUGGCCAAUGGCACAGCAGGUACUAAGGUGGCUCUGAGAAAAACCAAACAGGCAGCUGAGAAAAUCUCAGCAGACAAAAUCAGCAAAGAGGCUCUUCUAGAAUGUGCUGACCUACUGUCCAGUGCAAUCACAGAACCUGUGCCCAAUAGCCAGCUGGUAGACACUGGGCACCAGCUGCUCGACUACUGCUCAGGCUACGUGGACUGCAUCCCUCAGACUCGCAACAAGUUUGCCUUCCGCGAGGCUGUGAGCAAACUGGAACUCAGCUUGCAGGAGCUGCAGGUGUCUUCCGCAGCUGCUGGCGUGCCUGGGGCAAACCCUGUCCUUAAUAACUUAUUGUCAUGUGUACAGGAAAUCAGUGAUGUGGUACAGAGGUAGCCACUGUCCGCCUAGUGGGAAGAUGCACACAUUUCUGAGGGGAGAGGGAAAGGGAAUUGUUUUCCUGUGUUCUUGUUUUCAAGUUGAAAGACUGAUACUUGAGUGUGUUUAUGUGAAGUACCUCAGACCCCUGAGUUCUCACAUUUACAGGUUCAUCUCAAAAAUAACAAGCAAAUCACACUAAAAGGAGGUGUAAAUUGGGUGGGGGCAAGGCAGUGGCAGACACGGCAGGAAACUGCUAGAAAAACAGGGAGUGUGAUUGUUUCAUAAAGAAAGAAGUGCAGCCCAUCCAUCCCUACCUGGAACCGUGUGAGGUGCUGGACUGGGCUACUCCCAGUCAUUCUGCACCACAAGAGAGCCUUGGGCUGGGGCUCUGAGGGCACCAAGAGUGAUUGUGCUCCCAGUUACCUAGCAGGUGGCAGUGGGGCGGAAGAAAGGAAAGCUGGGAAUAUAGCAAGAGGUUUGUCCAAGGCUGUUGGAAGCUGCUUCUUGCCUUGCUUCCACGGGUCAUUACUGUUGGGUCAGAGCUGCAGAUCAGAUUGCUAGGCUAUGAAAUGGCAAUACGGCCCUGUCUGUGUUUCCCAUCAUGUGUUCAUUGGUGCAGGAAAUAAAGAAUGCUGGGACAUUCAGUCAGGAAGAUAGAAACUUCCCUUUAAAAUCGUAUAUUGAUUAGCAGUCAUUUCUCCCAAUCUAAUAUAUUAUUUCCUAAUGGACCAGUAUUGAUUUUCUGCUUAUUGGUGGCUAUCUGUAAACCAUAGGUACAGGGGUCUCCUUGGUGGGUCUCUGUCGCUUGCUGGGCAGGCUGCCUUCCUUUAUUUCUGGCAGCAUUCAGGGCAUUACCCAACAUUGAUUUUGAAAAUAGUGGUCACUACAAGUUGUCAUAGGGAAGUCUUUUCUGACACAGUGCCCCUGCUUACUGACAUACUGGCGAAGGACUAUGUCAACUACAGUGCAGUACCAAGCUGAUGAUCCCUUCUUGAAACUGUGCAGCUGGGUGCAGAGGCCUAUGACUGAGAAGUUGGCUUGGUGAUAACGGCUGUUUCCCUGUUCUUUCUCCUCCUUUAUCAUCUUAAGCCCAAUGUGCAUAGACAGUUGGGGAAGGUGUUCUUUCGCCUCUCAAAUUUCUCUUCUCAUGCCCAUCAUGUUUGUUUGUACAGUUCAUAUUGGGGAUAUUCUUUUAUUUAUUUUGUCAUUUCACCUCUAUUCUAAGAGUUCAUAAUUUAAGGAGUAGGUCAUUUUCAGGGAGAACAGGUUAGAUCCUGGCAACCUAAUGACUUAACCCUUAAGUAUUUUUUGCCCUUGAAAAAUAGGCCUUUUCCGUUCCCUACUCGGUUAUAAUUAUGGAAGCUAAUUAGGAAGGAACUGAAUUGAGUAGGUUAUAUGUUACUGAUGUUCUAGGUGGUAUAUCUAAUUUUAGUUGCUUCGUUCUUUUUUUUAAAGCUUUAUACCCCCCAGACCACACAUACACACUCCUAAAGAGAAGCCAGUGAAAAUGCUUUUCCUCCCAAAGGAUUAUUAGCAUAGGAAGAUAGGGACUCAACACUGAGCAUUGAGCUUUCUCCCUGGCUCUGUCUUCGAUCCACUGUCAAGCUAUAGCACCGUCUCUUAAUCUAGGAAAUGAAAGUAACCGUACAUGUUCUCAAGGGUGUUUUGCAAAUAAAUGUAUUCACUACUGCUUUGAAAGCCUC
Messenger RNA from Chinchilla lanigera (long-tailed chinchilla), 5494 nucleotides. It is a transcript of the gene Abl2, whose product is annotated as ABL proto-oncogene 2, non-receptor tyrosine kinase. Lineage: Eukaryota; Metazoa; Chordata; Mammalia; Rodentia; Chinchillidae. Gene Ontology annotation, molecular function: non-membrane spanning protein tyrosine kinase activity; ATP binding; protein binding. The transcript is spliced from 12 exons. Gene Ontology annotation, biological process: protein phosphorylation; regulation of apoptotic process. The record is from RefSeq and is a predicted model, not a curated record. The coding region runs from base 270 to 3806 and encodes 1178 amino acids.